Messenger RNA from Helianthus annuus (common sunflower), 2639 nucleotides. Its product is annotated as SUMO-activating enzyme subunit 2. Gene Ontology annotation, cellular component: cytoplasm; SUMO activating enzyme complex. The record is from RefSeq and is a predicted model, not a curated record. Gene Ontology annotation, biological process: protein sumoylation. The transcript has 11 exons. Lineage: Eukaryota; Viridiplantae; Streptophyta; Magnoliopsida; Asterales; Asteraceae. Gene Ontology annotation, molecular function: SUMO activating enzyme activity. The coding region runs from base 232 to 2175 and encodes 647 amino acids.
AAAUAUGUAGACACACAGUUUUGCGUGUGAAUUACAAACUGAGAUUCAAAUAGCCCAACACACACACACAAACCCAUUCGCUUCUGUUCUCCCCUAUAGACGACUAUAGUCAAAUAGGGAACCAACGCAGACGAGAGAGAGCACAGAGAGUGGCCAGAUCUUUUGGCGCCUUUCCCUUCCUUUCCACUUUCUCCCACAGAUUCUCCACCUUUUCUUCUCACACACGCUUCAAUGGCCUCCGUACAGCAGUUAUCUGCAAUUAAGGAUGCCAAAGUGCUUAUGGUCGGUGCUGGUGGUAUCGGUUGCGAGCUUCUCAAAACCCUAGCUCUUUCAGGUUUUCAGGAUAUUCAUAUCAUUGAUAUGGACACAAUAGAAGUGAGCAACCUAAAUAGGCAAUUCUUAUUUCGCCAAUCACAUGUGGGUCAAUCCAAGGCAAAAGUAGCUCGUGAUGCUGUGCUAAGAUUUAGGCCUAAGAUUAACAUUAAAUCUUAUCAUGCUAAUGUCAAAGACUCCAACUUCAAUGUUGACUUCUUCAAGCAAUUCAGUGUAGUUCUAAACGGGCUUGACAACUUAGAUGCUAGACGUCAUGUGAACCGCCUCUGCUUGGCGGCUGAUGUUCCUCUGGUGGAAAGUGGUACUACUGGCUUUUUGGGUCAGGUGACUGUGCACAUUAAGGGUAAGACAGAGUGCUAUGAAUGCCAACCUAAACCAGCUCCAAAGACAUAUCCUGUGUGUACUAUUACGAGUACUCCAUCAAAGUUUGUUCAUUGUAUUGUAUGGGCAAAAGACCUGCUAUUUGCAAAGCUUUUUGGAGAUAAAAACCAAGAUAACGAUCUCAACGUGCGUUCUAACGACACUGCCACCUCAUCAGAACAUUCAGAAGAUAUUUUCGAACCUAGAAAAGAUGAAGACAUCCAACAGUACGCAAACAGAAUUUACGAUCAUGUUUUUGGUCACAAUAUUCAAACCGCCUUGUCCAAUGAGGAAACAUGGAAAAACCGCAACAAACCUAGGCCUAUCUAUGUUAAGGAUGUUUUGUCUGAUGAACCAAUUCAACAGAACGGAAAUGUAGACAAAUUGUUGGCGAAUGAUAAUUUAUCUUCGUUGUCUGCAAUGGCGUAUUUGGGUUUGAAGAAUCCGCAAGAUAUUUGGAGCCUUAAGGAGAAUUCUAGGGUUUUCUUUGCUGCACUGAAGUUGUUCUUUUCCAAGAGGCAGAAGGAGAUUGGGAACUUGACCUUUGACAAGGAUGACCCGCUAGCUGUAGAAUUUGUGACUGCUGCUGCAAACAUUCGAGCAGCUUCGUUUAACAUUCCCUUGCAUAGUCUUUUUGAAGCUAAGGGUAUUGCUGGAAAUAUAGUUCAUGCAGUUGCGACGACAAAUGCUAUUAUUGCAGGAUUGAUUGUCAUAGAAGCAAUCAAGGUGCUGCAAAAUGAUGCAAAGAAUUGUCGAAUGACGUAUUGUCUUCAGCAUCCAUCAAGGAAGAUGCUUCUUAUGCCUGUAGAGCCGUUUGAGCCGAAUAAAUCCUGCUAUGUUUGUUCUGAGACACCAUUAUUGCUUGAAGUGAAUACCAACCGUGCAAAGCUGAGGGAUCUGGUGGAGAAAGUUGUUACGUCAAAACUUGGUAUGAGUUUGCCUUUAAUCGCUCACGGGUCAGGUCUUCUUUAUGAAGUUGGUGAUGAUUUGGGAAAAGAUGAAGUCGCUAAUUACGAAGCAAAUCUUGAAAAGGUGUUAUCUGAGCUUCCAUAUGCAAUCACCGGGGGGACAAUUAUUACCGUUGAGGAUCUUCAACAAGAGCUAGUAUGCAACAUCAAUAUCAAGCACAGGGAAGAAUUUGAUGAAGAAAAGGAACCCGACGGUAUGGUUCUUCACGGAUGGACACCGGCUCCUGCAGCGGAAAACAAUAAGGAAGCUACCGACAAUAAUGGUGCCAGCACAUCAUCGACAUCCAAGCCAGCAUCUGCUGAUGUCAUGGAAGCCGAUGAUGAGCUGUCAAUAGUAGAACCAGGAGUUGAAACACUUCCUGCAGGUGGAAAGAAAAGAAAACUGUCUGAUGUCCCGAAUUCCGAAGCGCCAAUUGAUGAAAAACGGGCUAAAAAAAUACCUGAGAAAAACGAUGGUGAUGAUGUCAUCGUUAUGCUUGAUGACGGGAAUGAUGAUGACAUCACUGCCAGUUAAACAGUAGUUUGAUCUUUUGAUACCCUAAUUUAUGUCAUUGUGGAGCCACCGGUCAAACUUUUUGUUUCGGUUGUCAGUAUAACGGCUCAAUAUCAGGUAAAGGUUCCAUUUUUUUUUCGGUUUUUGACUCGUUUUUAUUGCUAGUUUUAUGCGUAUGAAACUAAGGAUUUGGUUUUGGUGUAAGUAGAACCGAACCGAACCGAACAUGAAGGCUGUAACAACAGAGACUUUUUUUCUUAAACUUUUUCUUAAAAACUAGUGUGAUUAAAUCCUGACCGUUGGUUAGUGUUUCUAUACUUUUGUUGCUGUUGAGUUUCAGUCAGUGAGAAGAGAAAGAAACAGGUAACUUAGGCUAGCAAGGCGUUAUCUUUUUGAAACUAGUGUUUAUGUUAAAUGAUGCAUGUAUUUUAUGACAUUUGGUGUGAAUUUAUAGUUAAUCUUGUAAUUCGUUUUAUCGAUUUAAA